Molecule: messenger RNA, 1515 nt
Organism: Salvelinus namaycush (lake trout)
Lineage: Eukaryota; Metazoa; Chordata; Actinopteri; Salmoniformes; Salmonidae
Product: ectonucleoside triphosphate diphosphohydrolase 3-like
Exons: 9
Coding region: 1-1515 (504 amino acids)
Biological process (GO): nucleoside diphosphate catabolic process
Cellular component (GO): plasma membrane
Molecular function (GO): GDP phosphatase activity; UDP phosphatase activity
Source: RefSeq, a predicted model, not a curated record
AUGCUGUCCUCUGCCCUACAGGAAAUGGCAGGCAAGUUUUGGACAUAUCUAGCUUUCUUCUUUCUCCUGGCAAGUCUGGCUGUCAUCAUUACUAUGUCCGUGAUCCAGGGUCAUAAGCGUGUCUUUGAGUCACGUCUGAAGUAUGGCAUAGUAAUCGACUCAGGCUCCUCCCGCUCUACUAUGUAUCUGUAUCAAUGGCCAGCCGAGAAGCAAAAUAACACUGGAGUGGUGAGCCAGACACUCAGAUGCAUGGUCGCUGGCCCUGGUAUCUCGGAUAUGUUAGUUGACAAUGCACAGGACCAACAGUCCUGGGCGUCAAUCAGAGAAUGUAUGAACAACAUCACAAAAAUCAUCCCCGCAGACCAACACAAUUCAACCGUCAUCUACCUUGGGGCAACUGCUGGGAUGAGACUGCUACAUUCACAGAAUGAAACAAAAUCCAAUGAGAUUUUAAGGAACCUGCAGAACUACCUCCAAUCUCUGCCGUUUAACUUCCAAAACGCCUCCAUCAUGUCAGGGGACGAGGAGGGGCUGUACGGCUGGAUCACCGUCAACUAUCUGAUGGGAAACUUCCUCGAGAGAAACAUAUGGAAUAUGUGGGUGCGGCCUGCCGGAGGGAAUAUGGUGGGUUCCAUGGAUCUAGGAGGGGCGUCCACCCAGAUAGCGUUCACCCUCCCAGAUCCCAACGCCCGGGGAACAGACAUCAUACGGGUCUCCCUUUAUGGCUACGAAUACAACAUCUACACUCACAGCUUCCUGUGCUAUGGGAAGAACGAGGCAGAGAAGAGAGUCCUUGCUGCUUUAGUGAAGAACUCUGAGAAUGCUACACAUGUGACCAACCCCUGCUUCAAUCUUGGUUACAACAUGACUGUGUCGGCUGAGUCCAUCUUUGGGACUGAGUGCAUAGAAACUCCUGCCGACUACGACCCCAAGCAGAUGAUCACCCUGAAGGGGUCAUCAGACAACGGAGCCUGUAGGGACGUGGUGCAAUCCAUAUUUGACCUGACCUCCUGCACGAAGAACUGUUCCUUUGACGGAGUAUACCAACCAUCCGUGGGACCCGGGGACUUUCUGGCCUAUGCUGGGUUCUUCUACACUGCUCAGGCUGUUGGGCUGAAAGGCAUUUCACAACUGAACCAGUGGAACUCCUCUACCUGGGAAUUCUGCUCCUGGGACUGGCCCACCCUCACGCUAAAAAAGGGCUGGAUAGCUGAAAAAUACAGAAAGUCCUACUGCUAUUCAGCUCAUUACGUCCAGACAUUACUUGUAAAUGGCUACAAGUUCAAUAAAGACACUUGGAAACACAUUGACUUCCAAAAACAGGUACAUAACACAAGUAUAGGCUGGAGUCUGGGCUACAUGCUACAUACAUCCAACAUGAUCCCUGCUGAGGCCAAGCUGGUGCGUCUGCCCAUGGCCAACUCUGUGUUCGGUGGCCUCCUCUUCCUCUUCACCGCCCUCACCAUCGUCAGUGUCAUGUUCCUGGUCAUCAAGGCUGUGCGCGCCUGCUACUGA